Molecule: messenger RNA, 1503 nt
Organism: Glarea lozoyensis ATCC 20868
Lineage: Eukaryota; Fungi; Ascomycota; Leotiomycetes; Helotiales; Helotiaceae
Exons: 1
Coding region: 1-1503 (500 amino acids)
Source: RefSeq, a predicted model, not a curated record
AUGAACGUAAUUGACGAUCUUCCUUUUAUUCAACCCCUCGCAAUCCGACAUGACGACGAAAGCAUAUCAGCAGCCGACUGGCUCUCUCAAAUAACUCUUUGCCUGGCGCCUUUAAUCAUCCACGUUUUUGUUGGAAUCCCCACGGCCGUAUAUCUCUACCGCAAAGAGCCCAGAUGGCAUGACCAACUCGGAUUCUACAACCCGACAACCAUAUUAUGGCGAUAUAUGGCCAUUCUCGAUCGUCGCGUCCGAGCUAAAAAAUGGAAGAGUAUUGAUAUGGGCGCGACUAAUGUCAGGUUCUGGACGCAAAGAGGUUGGGAUGGAAGCGAGGAAAUGAUGGAACUAAGCCGAGAGUUCUGCACCAGGAUACCUCAACGCUCGCACGUAAAACUCGUCAGUAAGACUACAGUUGAGACUGUUAUCAUCUUCAUGCAAGGUGUGCAAGCUGCCAUUGAUAUGGUGAACGGCUCGUCAGGUGGCUGGACGACAAGCAUCGCAACUGUCUUCUACCCAUUAACAUUGUUUGGACUUUUGAGGAUUCCAGCUGCGUUUUGGUUGAGCGACGAAGGAACGUAUACCAGCGUUCACUCCGAAGAAACGGAUCCAGUUUUUAGGGAGCAUGAUGAACAGCUCUUGAUUGUUGAAAGAGUCAUGAGCGAUGGGAACAAAAGUGCCAUUGAGAUGUUAUCGGCAAGAAAAACAGGAUUGACUCUGCAUCCAAUUCAUACCCAACGGUACCAGUCUCAUCCCAGAAACCAUUGGCGCGGUAGGGUUGUUCGAGGACUCUAUCUUGUCUGGCUUUUAUUUCUUGCGGGUCUCUCUCUCAUGUUUUUCUUUCCACGACCGACAAGACGGGGAACGAUAACUUAUUCACUCACAUCGAUCAUCGAGAUUGUUGUCUACGCCUUUCUUACUCUAUCAUCGGCCGCGAUCUUCGCUUUUUACAACUGGAGGCAUAACACGAGUACGACAAUUAUUCCGUGCAUCCAGUCUUUGUGGUAUAAAAUCUAUACCAUCGUACUUUUCUCGCUUAUGCUGGUUUUACUGGUUUUUGCUGCGAUAGAAACACACAAGGAGCCGUGUGGCUUGUAUAGCACAACAAAACGAGGAUUCGCUCAAUGUGAAGACGGUGUCUACUUAUUUCCCUAUGGCCAGGUCGGCGAAAAGACAAAUGGAGAUAGAGUAGUCUGGGCUCAAGGUGCACCAGGAGCUAUGAUAAAUCAAACGACUGUAUCAUCCCAGCUAUUUGGAGGGCUAUAUCGUGGCCGUUCCAAUGAAAACGGCACGAAUAUGACAAUGCAACCCUUUGUGGGGUGGUGUAAAGGGAAUGUUUUGGCGGAGGUGGAUGUAUACUCAAGCGAUGCUGGCGUUGAUAAUUCUACAGAUUGGGUACGGCCAUUUGUGGAAAAUACGAAUAUCAGCGUCAAUAUUACCAUUCCGUCGAAGAAUUUCGAGCUGGGAGUCCCUGUAGAUAGAGGGUUAGAGUUGUAUGGGAUACAGUGA